AUGCUUCACGGCAGUUCCAGGAUAGUUAGGGUACUAAGAAAAGAUGGGUUUUUAGUAGGUGAUGAAGAAAUUAAGUGCAGAAACAACCAGGGAAGACAAGCAAUUAGACAACUCAACAGUAUUUUAUGGGAUAAGGCCGUAUCAAAAGAAAACAAACACAAAAUUUAUAACAGCAUAGUUAAAAGUAUCAUUAGUUAUGGUAGUGAAGUAUGGCCUUUGAAAGAAAGAAACCUUAAGUUACUCGAAGCUACAGAAAUGGACUUUUGGAGGCGCGCGGCCGGAAAAUCGCAACUGGAUAGAGUUAGAAAUGAAAGAAUUCGAAUAUCAGAAGACAUCAAAAUUAACCAACUCAGGUGGUACGGGCACGUACAAAGAAUGGAAGAGAACAGAAUCCCGAAAAAAAUACUCAAUUGGACACCACAAGGCAAAAGCAAGAGAGGGAGACCUAGACGGAGUUGGAGAGAAGGAAUAGACGGGGACAUCAGAACAAGAGGAAUAGACGAAAACCUCUGGACAGACAGAGACCAAUGGAGACUGGAAAUCAGAAGACGUCGAAGAACGUUAUAA
Sitophilus oryzae (rice weevil) is the source of this 567-nucleotide messenger RNA. RefSeq lists its product as uncharacterized. The record is from RefSeq and is a predicted model, not a curated record. Bases 1 to 567 code for a protein of 188 amino acids. NCBI's taxonomy places the organism in Eukaryota, Metazoa, Arthropoda, Insecta, Coleoptera, Curculionidae. The transcript is spliced from 2 exons.